GCAGUGCCUCCGUGCAGGUGACCAGAUAACGUUUUCUCCGCAGUUAUCAAUUUAGAAUGAAAGGCAUAAGAUGUCUUACAAUAGCAUUGAUGUUGGCUUCAUGGAUUUCAAUGACUUAUCAACGUGUCAUGAAAGAUGCUUUAACUCCUGGUCGAAAACUCGUGGAAUCAUUACCGAAACAUGAACAAUCAUCAUUCCUGACUUACGAACUUAGUCACGCGUACAUGCAACGAAUAUUCAUAAAACCUCGAAGCAGCGGUGGCCUAAAGUUCCCGGAAGACUUGGAUAUCGACGGCAAGUUAAUCGACAAAUUUGAGGAUCUCAAGACUCCCGCUGAAUUUUCAACAAAUCUGUACGACUUUGUACGUUAUGAAUAUAAUCUCGAUGAUAAAAGGAUGCUCGAUUUAAUUCUUCGUCGAUUCGUUUGCUUUCCUAGUGGCAAAUGCAUUAAUAUUGAAGAUAUCGGAAACCUAUGCUGCCCAUUCUAACAAUAAUGCAAUAUGUAGAUUGUUAUAUCACACUUGUAAAACAUUUAGCCAUAAGAAUUAAGUGCUGUCAGAGAAUGUAGUAAAAUGUUACUUGAAAUUUUAUGUAAUAAAGGUUAAAAAAAAAUGGUAA
Orussus abietinus is the source of this 618-nucleotide messenger RNA. RefSeq lists its product as uncharacterized. Lineage: Eukaryota; Metazoa; Arthropoda; Insecta; Hymenoptera; Orussidae. Bases 57 to 488 code for a protein of 143 amino acids. The record is from RefSeq and is a predicted model, not a curated record. The transcript is spliced from 4 exons.